AUGGAAGGUCAGGAAGCUUAUAAAAAAUCUCGAUGCUGCCAGAGGGAAGAUUACACGAGGCUGAUCGGGUCCUACUUCAACAGUGCUGGAACAUCUAUGAUUAGUCUUAUCAUUCCUCCAAAGGAUCAAAUUUCACGAGUUUCAGCAAUGUUGACGCAAGAAUAUGGUACAGCGUCCAACAUCAAAUCUCGUGUGAACAGGCUGUCUGUGUUGGCGGCAAUUACGAGUACACAACAGCGUCUUAAACUCUAUAAUCGCGUUCCACCAAAUGGGCUAGUCCUUUUUGUGGGAACUAUUCUCACUGAUGAAGGAAAGGAGAAAAAAGUCAGUUUUGACUUUGAGCCGCACAAACCAAUCAACAC
Acaulospora colombiana is the source of this 362-nucleotide messenger RNA. The record is from the annotation of a GenBank genome assembly. Lineage: Eukaryota; Fungi; Glomeromycota; Glomeromycetes; Diversisporales; Acaulosporaceae.